Messenger RNA from Oryzias latipes (Japanese medaka), 2313 nucleotides. It is a transcript of the gene efemp2a, whose product is annotated as EGF-like fibulin extracellular matrix protein 2a. Lineage: Eukaryota; Metazoa; Chordata; Actinopteri; Beloniformes; Adrianichthyidae. Gene Ontology annotation, molecular function: calcium ion binding. The record is from RefSeq and is a predicted model, not a curated record.
CCUCCCUCCCUCGUCUCUUCUUUCCCUCCCUUUGCAUGUGUUCAUCUGCUCCAGCUGUCGGUCUCGCCGCUCCCUCUCAGGGUCACACAGGCAGGAGUUUAAAGGACCACUCUGGAGCGCCAGCUCAUCCUGGACCAGCGCGGCCGGACACACAGGUCUGAGGCACACUCACAGACCCAGCAGACCAGGCUUCAAUACCACUCCUUGACUGUGCAUCUCAGCUUCACCUCGCUGCCACCUGGCUUAUAGUUGUGUGUGUUCGUGUGUGUGUGUGUUUUUUACUUGCAGUCCGGCCCCACUGCCCAUCAGUUAGUGUAUUAGCAUGCAGGCUGCUUGUGUGUCAAAUCUGUGUGUGUGCAUUUGUGUGUCAGUGCUCCUCCACAGUGUACUUUCACAGUUGCAGAGAGAAACUGACACCUACACGGAAUGCACAGAUGGGUAUCACUGGGACCCUCAAACUGACCACUGCAGAGACAUAAAUGAGUGUGAGACCAUUCCUGAUGCCUGCAAAGGGGAAAUGAAGUGCUUCAACCACUAUGGGGGUUACCUGUGCCUCCCUCGCUCGGCGUCGGUCAUCGCCGCUUCAGAGUCCCCCAUCGCUCCCACGGUGCCCUUUAACCCCUGCCCUGUGGGCUACGAGUCGCAUGGAGACAGCUGCGUGGAUGUGGACGAGUGUGUGCGACAUGAACACGACUGCCAGCCCAGCCAGGAGUGCAUCAACACUCUGGGUUCCUUCACCUGUCAGUGCCCCAGAGGUUACAGGAAGGUUGGCAUGGAGUGCAUUGACAUUGAUGAGUGCAGGUACAGGUACUGCCAGCAUCGCUGCGUGAAUGUCCCCGGUUCCUUCUCCUGUCAGUGUGAGCCCGGGUUCCAGCUGGCGGGAAACAACCGCUCCUGCAUCGAUGUGAAUGAGUGUGAGAUGGGCGCCCCUUGCUCCCAGAGAUGUUACAACACGUACGGCACUUUUUUGUGUCGCUGCGAUCAGGGCUACGAGCUCGGCCAGGACGGUUUCACUUGUAAUGACAUCGACGAGUGCAGCUUCUCCAGCUACUUGUGCCAAUUCCAGUGUGUUAAUGAACCCGGGAAGUUCUCCUGUGUGUGUCCAGAGGGAUACCAGCUGCAGGGCACCAGGACUUGCCAGGAUAUAAAUGAAUGUGAAACAGGUGAGCACCAGUGCACAGACACACAGACCUGUGUGAACAUCCACGGGCGGUACCAGUGUGUGGACAACGAUCGCUGCCAGGACCCCUACGUUCAAGUGUCUGACAACCGCUGUGUGUGUCCCAUCAUUAACCCCGUCUGCCGAGACCUGCCUUUCUCUGUGGUCCACCGCUACAUGAGCAUCACCUCAGAGCGCACGGUCCCCUCAGACGUCUUCCAGAUCCAGGCCACCAGCGUGUCUGUGGGGGCUUACAACACUUUUCGCAUCCGUUCUGGGGACGACAACGGCGACUUUUACAUCAGGCAAAUCAAUAACCUUAGCGCCAUGCUGGUGCUGGCCCGCUCUGUGUCAGGGCCCAGAGAAUACACGCUGGACCUGGAGAUGGUUUCCAUUAACCCCCUGCUCAACUACCAGGGCAGCCACCAAAGCAGCUCCGUCCUCAGACUCUCUAUCUACGUCGGGCAGCACGCUUUUUAAAAAAAAAAAAACAGGAGCAGAGUGGCGUAAAAUGGAUCCAGAAGAAGCUCAAUGCAGUUCAACCAAUCACUGUGAUGUUACAUUAUUAACUUUUUUAUCUGUAAUCAUCUUAAGAAAGGUUUCUGUCAGUCCCUAGUUUGUGUAAAUAUAUUCACAAAAAUAUAUUUUAUCCUGAUGUUUUCCUGUCACACAGAUGAAAAGUAGUUUUUUUUGUCCACCUCUUUGUUUAUUUUUUCUGCUUUUUUUGUGUAUUUUGUGCUUCUCACCUAACCUGGCAGGAUCAUUAGGAGCUCAGUGGGGUUUUCAUUUGUCCAGGUGAAAGCAGUCUGUGUGACAUCCUGUCUGCCUUCAGGUGAAAGAUCAAUGAUUUGAGUCAGCAGAUUGAUUUGUUUUCAUUUGUUUCAAUCCCGAUUAAUUGUUUUUCCUGUUGACGCUUCACUCAGUAACCACUCACACCAGACCUCAGUGCUCACGCUCUGCUUUCAGCCUCCAGUUGUUCUUUGCAUUGCCACCUGACGUCACUUUGCGUCAUAAAGUGUUCUAAAACCAAUCAAAUAUUUACCUUUUCAUUAAAGUUAUUUUUAUAAAUGAACAUCCAACAUGUUCGCACUGCCAAGGAUUGUUACUUUUUUCUGUUAAUUUCACAAUAAAAGUUUCUUUUUUUUGCUCUUAAA